UUUUCGUUCCAUUGCAGAAUUCCCUUAACCAGAAAUGGCCAUCAAAAACCUCACCAGAGCCAUCAUUUGCCUAAUGGCAGCAACCAUCAUGGCAAGCCAAGUGAAUGGUUUAAUGUCCUACCCAAGGUCAUUAUGGGACGUGAUGAUCCCCCAAGACCCGUUUAGAAUCCUCGAACACAUACCGCUUGCCGUCCCGAAAGCCACGGAGCCGAUGGCGGUGGCAUUGGCUCGUGCCGAUUGGAAAGAAACACCGCGGUUCCACGUAAUCGCCGUCGACAUCCCCGGGAUGAAGAAGGAAGAUCUGAAGAUCCAGGUCGAAGACAACCGUCUGUUGAGGAUCAGCAGUAAAAGAAAGGAGAAAGAGGGGGUGGAAGGUGAGAAAUGGCACAGUGCGGAGAGGACGAAUGGGAAAUUCUGGAGGCAGUUCAGGAUGCCUGGGAAUGCGGACUUGCAUCACAUCAAGGCUCAUUUGGAAGAUGGGGGCCGAUGA
Hibiscus syriacus is the source of this 490-nucleotide messenger RNA. Its product is annotated as 22.0 kDa class IV heat shock protein-like. The record is from RefSeq and is a predicted model, not a curated record. Lineage: Eukaryota; Viridiplantae; Streptophyta; Magnoliopsida; Malvales; Malvaceae. The transcript has a single exon. Gene Ontology annotation, biological process: protein folding; protein complex oligomerization; response to salt stress. The coding region runs from base 35 to 490 and encodes 151 amino acids.